This is a messenger RNA of Phycodurus eques (leafy seadragon), 2455 nucleotides long. It is a transcript of the gene il6r, whose product is annotated as interleukin 6 receptor. Lineage: Eukaryota; Metazoa; Chordata; Actinopteri; Syngnathiformes; Syngnathidae. The transcript has 10 exons. The coding region runs from base 123 to 1715 and encodes 530 amino acids. Gene Ontology annotation, molecular function: protein binding; cytokine receptor activity. The record is from RefSeq and is a predicted model, not a curated record. Gene Ontology annotation, cellular component: membrane.
UCAUGAUGCAAACUGGACUGUCAGUGUAAAGACAACUACAAGGAUCCACAAGCAGGACUGCGUCUGGAGGCGAUGCGACACCUUUGUGAUUCCUCUCGGGGGGGAUUUUAGGUGAAAAAAAGAUGUGCCGUUUUCUUUCUCUGCUGUGGGUCCUGUGCGCCAUGCCGGUAUCCAGCAUUUUCCAGGGCACGUGUCUGAAAAAAGAGGCUCCCCCCGGCGUGUUGGUACUGUCCCCAGGCAGCAGUUUAGUUCUGUCCUGUGAUGGCGAUGUGAGGGUGGAUGGCGCAAAAGUCAAAGUGGCUAAACGCCCUUCCAAUGAUGAAGACUCUUCCAGUGAGACACAGACCGGCAAUGGAGCUUUCAUAAAAACUGAUAGGAACUCAUUGACGGACAAUAGUCACGAGGAAGGAAUCCAGAGUGCUGGACAUGCAUCAUCAUCAUCAUCAUCAACAACAACAUCAUCGUCAUCAUCAUCGUUUCCUAGGCAUCAAGAGGUUCAGCCGACCAGUACGCCUUUGAAGGGGGAAGACGUGGACGGCAGCGAGGGGAGGAGGGACGUAAAAGGGAAGACCAAGUGGAAGUGGAACGGGAAGACAGUGGGGCGAGGACAUUGGGACUGGGACGGCUUCACGACGGGGAGGAGGAGGACACAGCUCUCUGUGACCUCAGUGCGACUGAAGGAUUCCGGGAACUACACCUGUCAGCACAGAGACCGAGAGACGUUCUCUUUGAAGGUCAUUGUGGCCGAUCCUCCAGAAGUUCCCAGCCUGUCCUGCUCCAAAAGGUCACCCAGCAGUAAGAUCCGCUGUGAUUGGACACCUCAGAAGCCGUUGACAUUACGCCCGAGCUGUUACCUCUUUAUCAAUAAAAGGCACAGUGACAGAUUCCAUCGUGUUCAGUGCUCCUUCUCCUCCCAGUGGUCCCGCUGCUGGUGUGUUCUGGAGCACAACGAGGACGAGCUCAGGACACGUCACAUGGCCUACUUGUGCGUCACAAACAUGGCGGGCAAUGCCACCAGCACCAUCUUGCCCUUUUACCCUCUUAACAUUUUGAAGCCGGACCCUCCCUCAGCGGUGUCAGUCCGACAGGAAAUGGGACACGAGACCAGGAUGACGGUGAACUGGGCUUACCCCGUUUCCUGGAAGUCCCAAGACAAUUAUUAUGAGCUUAUCUAUGAACUGAAAUACCAGGCCGUUGGCUCGUCGUCUUCAAGUAUGCAGCUGAUGUUGAUCAAGGGCCGUCGUUUCUUCACUAUCACCGACGCGAUGCCGGGUGUCGAGUACAUGAUCCAGGUCAGAACUCAGGAUGAGUAUGAUGGUCUCUGGAGCAACUGGAGUGCGCCGGUGUAUGGCAGCAGCUGGACUGAUGCACCAACACUGAGCAUGCUGUUCAUGACAUGGACAUUGGAGAGAGAGAGAAAACGCAUCAAUCACAAUCAACAAGAUGUGUUGCGGUGUACCCGCUUGAUAAAAUAUUAUGACAUAUACAUGUGUAUUAUUUCACAAUCAUCAUGUCUCAUUUCAGACUCAAGAACACAAGAGCCAAUGGCUUUGCUGAAUGAAGAUCUCAUGACUAUAACGUUUCCCGAGUAUGAAGGAUCCGGCACGGACGUUCCAUCUGAAGCACUUCCCGAAUCGAGCAUCAGCCCCGUGGCGAUGGUGUCACAUCACAUCCUGUGGGUCUCAUGUUCAUUCGCCAUCCUCGCUGUUAUUUAGGCCGUCUAAGUGUUCAGACACAAAGAAAAAUUCCUGACCAAAUUGCACAGUCUGCGUUUUCGGCGGCACUGCAGAGGACCCGCCCAGCCCAAACCGCCCGCCACGAUUGGACCAGAAGGUCGAGCCCUGGUGACCUUUAACCCCCCCAUGUCCCAAGGAAGAACCCACCGUGGAAGAGGACGCAGAGGAAAAUGAUGCCGAGACGGAGCAAAGUGAAGCCAUUCGCUUCAACAAUACGAACUAUUUCCUCAUGCAGAGAGAAUGAGAACAUAAAAUGUAUUCAGAAUGCCAGGAAAAGCUUGUAUAUGAGGUGGGACAAUAAAGAAAUGAGACUGAUGCCCGUGAAUCAGUUCCAAUUGGCCAAAUGUUGCCCCACAACUAUUCUGAUGUAAUAUCGUUCACUUCUCUCAGUCCGUGCUUCUUUUUCAGGUUUUUCUACAGCACACAAAAGAAGCACAGAGCGAGAAAAAUGAACAAUUUUGGCCAAUUGUCCUUUGAGACUUCUUACUUGCUGCAGUUACACAGCCUUUAAGCUACUCGGUUUUUAAUACAUGUAUGUACUGCUGGAUUGUACAGUGGAUAGACUUUGUACUAUGUGCUCUGUAAAUACUGUAUCUCAUGCAGUACCACACAUUUAUACGUUUGUCAAAUAUUUUUGCAAAAGUCUGUAAAAUAUCACUGAUUGAUGGAAUUCAUGCAAAGUGAAAAUGCAAGGAUAAAGCUUUAUUUUUAUUAUGGAA